Messenger RNA from Verticillium alfalfae VaMs.102, 1449 nucleotides. RefSeq names its product molybdenum cofactor sulfurase. The record is from RefSeq and is a predicted model, not a curated record. The coding region runs from base 1 to 1449 and encodes 482 amino acids. NCBI's taxonomy places the organism in Eukaryota, Fungi, Ascomycota, Sordariomycetes, Glomerellales, Plectosphaerellaceae. The transcript has a single exon.
AUGUCAGAUAUCCUCGAGGAUUACCCGGAGUACGCCAAAACCUCCUCUCUCGAUGCUCUCCGAGAGAUACAUUACGCCCACCUCGAUCGACAAGGCCACACCUACCUCGACUACACAGGAGCCGGACUUUCCUCUGUGGAGCAGCACCGAGUCCACGCAACUCGUCUGGCUAGCACGUCCUUUGGAAAUCCUCAUUCGGAAAGUCCAACGAGCAAGGCUUCCACAGCCUUGGUUGAAAAUACUCGUGCCCGUAUCCUCGCUCACCUUCGCGCCGACCCUGCCGAUUAUGUUGUUAUAUUCACACCAAAUGCCACAGGGGCCGCUCGUCUCGUGGCCGAGGCGUACCCUUUCCGCCGACGGAGCCGCCUCGUUCUGACCUGCGAUAAUCAUAACUCGGUCAACGGCAUACGAGAGUACGCCCACCGCCGCGGGGCCAAGACUGUCUACAUUUCUUGUCAGACGCCUUCCCUUCGAGUCGACACAUCUUGUGUCGAGAGAGGCCUCCGGCCGCGAUGGAAGGUCCCAGGAGAAAGAAAAAAGAGGGGUCUCUUUGCAUAUCCCGCGCAGAGCAACUUCAGUGGCGUCCAGCACCCAUUAGCCUGGGUGCAGCUGGCGCAGCAGAACGGCUAUGACGUCUUGCUCGAUGCAGCAGCGUAUCUCCCUACGAAGAUACUCGACUUGUCGGUUACCAAGCCAGAGUUCGUCAUGGUGAGCUGGUACAAGGUAUUUGGCUACCCAACUGGUGUUGGCUGUCUGGUCGUCAAGAAAGACGCCAUGGCCCGGUUAGAGCGGCCCUGGUUCUCGGGCGGCACGGUGGCUGCGGCGUUCGUGGGGAACGGGGCGGAGUGGCAUGUUCAGCAGGUUGGCGAGGCUGGAUAUGAAGAUGGUACAGUGAAUUUUCUGUCGAUUCCAGACGUGGCUUUCGGCCUGAACUGGGUCACAGGCAUCGGCAUGGAUCUCAUACAGCUGCGCGUUCGGUGCCUGACAGGCUGGUUCCUGGACCGUCUGUUGGCGAUGAGGCACAGUGAUGGGUUGUCCAUGGUGCGGUUGUAUGGGCCCGACGUUCUGGAAGCAAGGGGUGGUACCAUAUGCUUCAACUUUGUCGACGCUGCCGGUAGCGUGGUCGACGACCGUCUCGUCGGUCUAGAAGCUGCUGUCGAGGGCAUCUCGCUUCGUACGGGCUGCUUCUGCAACCCGGGGGCGGGUGCGGCAGCCUUUGGGGUAGAUGGGGCGGCUCUACGACGGAUCAAGAGACUUCGGCCAGGGCUUCGGCCGAAGUCUACAGAUGAUAUGACGCGCAUGCUCGGUUUGCGGACUUCAAGUGCGGUGCGGGUGUCUUUUGGGCUGGCUUCGACAACACUCGAUGUCGAGAAGUUUAUGAGCUUUGCGGAGACGAGCUAUCGGGAUCGAGUCGUCACGGAAAGCCAUAUACCAAGGGACGGUUGUUAA